AUGCACGAUUUCAAUGUGCCCACCAAGUUUGGCCAGGCAAUUGUUCGCAUUGCCUUUCCUCCUGCCUCUCUCCUCGCCUUCCCUCCUCGCGAGCUCCCAGUGACCAUCCCCGCCCCUCACGUUGAUUCCCCGACAUGGAAGCAGCCCUUCAACAUCCCGAACGAUCUCUACAACCAAGUGCUGGACGUCCGGCUACCAAUCACAAUCGCGAGUGUCUAUGCGAUCAUUGUGGUCCUGAUCAAUCGUAUCAAUAAGAGCCGCGGAUAUAAGCCAUACGCGUUCAGCAACACCCGUUUGUUCAAGCUGUUCGUCAUUCUCCACAAUGUCUUCCUAGCUGUGUACUCCGCGUGGACCUUCGUAGGCAUGUUCCAGGCAUUCAAGGGCUCUUUCCCGGAUAGUGACGACCCUCACGGAUUGGUUGGAGUGGUGGACUCACUGUGCAAGAUCAAUGGACCCCGCGGUUACGGCAAUGCCGCUAUCUAUAGCCCCGUCACGGAUAAGUGGUCGAUUCCCAAUCCCACCUUCCACCUCACCAACGGCAUGCCAGACCCCACGGAUGCCGGCCGUCUGUGGAACAAGGGAUUGGCUUACUUCGGCUGGUUCUUCUAUCUGUCCAAGUUCUACGAGGUUGUAGAUACCGCGAUCAUUCUGGCCAAGGGCAAGAAGAGCUCUACCCUACAGACCUACCACCACGCAGGAGCUAUGAUGUGCAUGUGGGCUGGUAUCCGCUACAUGGCAGCUCCCAUUUGGAUCUUUUGCCUGGUUAACUCGGCUAUUCAUGCUAUGAUGUACACCUACUACACCCUCACUGCUCUCCGCAUUCGCGUGCCUAACGCCAUCAAGCGCAGCUUGACCACCAUGCAAAUCACCCAGUUCGUCUUCGGAACAAACAUGGCCGCCGCCUACCUAUUCGUCCACUACACUAUCCCCUACCCGUCCGGUAGCGCCGCAUUGGAACAGCUGACCAACGCCGCUUCCGUCGCCGCCUCUGCCACCGCCGAGGUUGGUUCGAUCUCUUGGUUGAAGAAGCUGGCAUUCCGGGCUGCGGGCGCAGAAGGACUUGCCGAGAACGUGGGAACCUCUUUCCACCCUGCCCCUGCCCCUGUCCAGCAAUCCGGCUAUUCCCAGCAGAUGAUGACUUGUGCGGACACCACCGGUCAGGCAUUCGCCAUCUGGCUGAACGUCUCCUACCUCCUUCCCCUCACCUACCUCUUCGCACGCUUCUUCGUCCGCUCCUACCUGAACCGCAAGGACCCCGGUGUGAAGCAGCCCACGCACAUGGAAGCCGCUGAAAAGGCCGGCAUGGAUGCUCUGAAGAGUCUGAGCCGCGAGAUUCGCAAGGCUGCCAUUGAGGGCGAGAACAGUGAGGUUACCACCGACGAUGAGGUUCUCAAGGCUCAGGUCCGGAAGAUCUCCGAGAAGGUCACUCCUGACUCACCGAUCCGCACCCGCUCGGCUGCUGCUUCCAAGGCAAAGACUGCCUCGGCCUCAGUCAGCCGGUCAGAGUCCGAAGAGGACUUCGCCAAGGUUCCCGCUAAGAAGGGGGCUAAGAAGCAAAAGGCCGAGAAGGAGUCUCCCUCCAGCCCGGACACCAAGGGCCAAAACCCAUUCGGGGUAUUGGAUAACAAUGCUUAA
Penicillium verrucosum is the source of this 1635-nucleotide messenger RNA. RefSeq names its product elongation of very long chain fatty acids protein. The record is from RefSeq and is a predicted model, not a curated record. The transcript has 2 exons. Gene Ontology annotation, molecular function: fatty acid elongase activity. Gene Ontology annotation, biological process: fatty acid elongation, polyunsaturated fatty acid; very long-chain fatty acid biosynthetic process; fatty acid elongation, monounsaturated fatty acid. NCBI's taxonomy places the organism in Eukaryota, Fungi, Ascomycota, Eurotiomycetes, Eurotiales, Aspergillaceae. Bases 1 to 1635 code for a protein of 544 amino acids. Gene Ontology annotation, cellular component: endoplasmic reticulum membrane.